This is a messenger RNA of Aspergillus ibericus CBS 121593, 1883 nucleotides long. Its product is annotated as putative MFS transporter. The transcript has 6 exons. NCBI's taxonomy places the organism in Eukaryota, Fungi, Ascomycota, Eurotiomycetes, Eurotiales, Aspergillaceae. Gene Ontology annotation, biological process: transmembrane transport. Bases 190 to 1665 code for a protein of 491 amino acids. The record is from RefSeq and is a predicted model, not a curated record. Gene Ontology annotation, molecular function: transmembrane transporter activity.
CCCUGUGCUGUCAAUGUGCGUGUCGGCGGGCAAAAUCCGAGGUCGGCGAGAACCCCGGCGUGACCGAGCGAGCAGUCGGCCACACAACCGGCAAGCCGAGCGUCGGAAACAAGUCCGCAGCUAUAAGAUGGAUAAGACGCGCAAAGAAGGAAGCGAUGAAUCCGACAGACAUUCAUUUCGAUCAUCACGAUGAAGGGCCCCAUGCCGGCCAUGGCGCCCGAUGUCGAAUGCCAACCCGCAGCCCAUCCUGAGGCCACCACCACCACCAGCCCGAGCGAGAAAACCCUUCCCAUCGCCGACAAAAAGGCCUCGGAAAUCACCAAUGGCUACGACCUCCCCUUCUGGCGCAAAUCCAUCAUCCUCUUCGUCGUCUCCUGGAUGACCCUCGCCGUGACCUUCAACAGCACCUCACUCCUCCCCGCCACGCCCGAAAUCGCCACCCAAUUCGACACCACCCAGGAAAUCCUCAAUGUCACCAAUGCCGGCGUGCUGCUGGCCAUGGGCUUCUCCUCGCUGAUCUGGGGGCCCAUGGGCCAGUUGAUUGGCCGUCGGAUGGCGUAUAAUAUCGCCAUUUUGGUGCUGUGUGGUUGCUCGGCGGGCACCGCCGCAGCCACCAAUAUGCAGAUGUUCACGGCGUUUCGCAUUCUAGGCGGGUUGACGGGUACGUCGUUUAUGGUGAUGGGGCAGACGAUCCUCGCGGAUAUUUUUGAGCCGGUCGUCCGAGGCACCGCCGUGGGCUUCUUCAUGACCGGUACCGUCACGGGACCCGCCAUUGGCCCUUGUAUCGGCGGCAUCAUCGUCACCUGGGCCAGCUGGCGCAACAUCUUCUGGGUGCAAGUCGCCAUGACGGGCUUCGGAUUGAUCCUGUCGCUGUGCUUCGUGCCGGAGAUACCUUCGGCGGAUACGAAGAUCACUGCCGCUGAUAGCCCUACUUCACGAACAAAGAUGAUGAAUAUCAUAUCGACAUUCAAUCCGACUCGGAUCUUCCGACUUUGGAUAUACCCGAAUAUCUUCCUCGCUGACUUCACAUGUGGCCUCCUCUCCACCUUCCAAUACAGCCUCCUCACCUCCGCCCGCUCCAUCUUCAACCCCCGCUUCCACCUCACCUCCGCCCUCGUCUCCGGCCUCUUCUACCUCUCCCCGGGCGCCGGCUUCCUCGUCGGCUCCAUCCUCGGCGGCCGUCUCUCCGACCGCAUGGUCCGGAAAUGGAUCGUGAAGCGCAACGGUACUCGUCUGCCCCAGGACCGACUGAACAGCGGCCUGAUCACGCUCUUCCUAGUCCUGCCCGCCGCGGCGUUAGUGUAUGGCUGGACCUUGCAGGAGGGGAGGGGAGGCAUGGUGGUGCCCAUUAUUGCGGCUUUUUGGGGAGGGGUGGGGUUGAUGGGGACUUUUAAUGGGUUGAAUACGUAUGCUGCUGAAGCUCUCCCUCAUCGGCGCUCAGAAGUCAUCUCCGGGAAAUACAUCAUCCAGUAUUUAUUCUCGGCGGGGAGUAGUGCCGCUGUGGAUCCGUUGAUUGGGGCGAUUGGGGUGGGGUGGACGUUUACUAUCUGUGUAUUCUUUUCUCUCAUUGGAGGGGUGCUGGUCGUGAUUAUCACGCGUAAAGGGUUGGAUAUGCAGCGGUGGGUGGAGAGGAGGUUUGGGUUGGUGGGGAAGGGGGGAUAUUAACAUACCUCCAGUAGGGGUGUUGUGCUUGGCUGAUGGGUUGAGAUGAUUGAGUGAUGCUGAUGCUGAUGGCUGAUGAUUUUGAUGUGACCAUGCCGGUGAUAUAGAUCGAUAGAUUUGGUUGUGUUUUGUUGGUUUGUUGGGGAGGAUGGGUGAUAGAUGUGCUUUUAUAUACCCGUUGUUUAGAUUUCAAUUUAUUGAUUUAUCUAUUUAGGUUGGGG